AUGUUACAGUCCGGUUCAAGAGAUCAAACAGAGAAAGAACAGUUCCGAAAUAGUUUCAACUCUUUGAGUCAGAAGAACCUGGAGCUGGAGAGUAGAAAGAAACUGGAGUUAGAUACCAUUGUCAAUGAUCUUACUACUAAGACAGGCCAGCUGGAGACCAGAGUCAAUGAUCUCAUUGCUAAGAAAGGCCAAUUGGAGACCAGAAUCAAAGAUCUCGGUGCUGAGAAAAGCCAGUUACAGAGCAACCUCAACUCUUCAAAUCAGAAGAAACGGGAGCUGGAGACCAGAGUCAAUGAUCUCAUUGCUAAGAAAGGCCAAUUGGAGACCAGAAUCAAAGAUCUCGGUGCUGAGAAAAGCCAGUUACAGAGCAACCUCAACUCUUCAAAUCAGAAGAAACUGGAGCUGGAGACCAGAGUCAUUGAUCUCACUGCUAUGACAGGCCAGUUGGAGACCAGAAUCAAAGAUCUCUGUGCUGAGAAUAACCAGUUACAGAGCAACUUCAACUCUUCGAGUCAGAAUAAACUGGAGCUGGAGACCAGAGUCAAUGAUCUUACUACUAAGGCAGGCCAGUUGGAGACCAGAGUCAAUGAUUUCACUGCUGGGAAAGGCCAAUUGGAGACCAGAAUCAAAGAUCUAACUGCUGAGAAAGGCCAGUUGGAGACCAUAAUCAAUGAUCUAACUGCUGAGAAAAGCCAGUUACAGAGCAACCUCAACUCUUCAAAUCAGAAGAAACUGGAGUUAGAUACCAGAGUCAAUGAUCUUACUACUAAGACAGGCCAGUUGGAUUCCAGAGUCAAUGAUCUCACUGCUGAGAAAAGCCAGUUACAGAGCAACCUCAACUCUUCAAAUCAGAAGAAACUGGAGCUGGAGACCAGAGUCAAUGAUCUCACUGCGGAAAAAAGCCAGUUACAGAGCAACCUCAACUCUUCAAAUCAGAAGAAACUGGAGUUAGAUACCAUUGUCAAUGAUCUUACUACUAAGUCAGGCCAGUUGGAGUCCAGAGUCAAUGAUCUCACUGCUGAGAAAAGCCAGUUACAGAGUAACCUCAACUCUUCAAAUCAGAAGAAACUGGAGCUGAAGACCAGAGUCAAUGAUCUCACUGCUGAAAAAAGCCAGUUACAGAGCAACCUCAACUCUUCAAAUCAGAAGAAACUGGAGUUAGAUACCAUUGUCAAUGAUCUUACUACUAAGACAGGCCAGCUGGAGACCAGAGUCAAUGAUCACAUUGCUAAGAAAGGCCAAUUGGAGACCAGAAUCAAAGAUCUCGGUGCUGAGAAAAGCCAGUUACAGAGCAACCUCAACUCUUCAAAUCAGAAGAAACGGGAGCUGGAGACCAGAGUCAAUGAUCUUAUUACUACGACAGGCCAAUUGGAGACCAGAGUCAAUGAUCUCACUGCUGAGAAAAGACAGCUACAAAGCAACUUCAACUCUUUAAGUCAGAAGAAACUGGAGUUAGAGACUGAGUGAACAAAGUUAUCUGAACAAGCAACUGGCUGUCUUUUCAUGUCCACUGAGUUGAGCUGGUCUGACAGCAGACAGUACUGCAGGAAUCGUGGAGCUGAUCUGGUCAUUAUCAACACUGAAGAGAAGCAGAGAUUCAUAUCUUCAUCUAUCAAGGACAGGGUGUGGAUAGGUUUGUCUGACAGAGAGCAGGAGGGCAACAUGAAAUGGGUGGAUAAUUCACCACUGAAAAAAGGGUUUUGGGUUGACGGUGAGCCAAAUGAUGAUGCUGGAAUUGAGGAUUGCACUGAACUGAGGCCUGCACAAUCUGUCUUGAGCAACUGGAAUGAUCUGCCAUGCUCACUGAAUAGAAAAGGGGUCUGUGAAAGUUCCACCCCUAAAUUUUGUGAUAUUUCAUAAUGUAUUCACUUUUAUGUUAUAUUUUAUGAAAUCAAUUGCUAUUGUAAUUGCAUCAUUUCUGAUUGAGGUCUGUGCCAUCCCACUGCCAGCUGAUUGCAUUGAAUAAAUCUCCAUCAUGAUAUCCGUUU
Carassius carassius (crucian carp) is the source of this 1988-nucleotide messenger RNA. Its product is annotated as putative leucine-rich repeat-containing protein DDB_G0290503. The transcript is spliced from 5 exons. The record is from RefSeq and is a predicted model, not a curated record. The coding region runs from base 1 to 1467 and encodes 488 amino acids. NCBI's taxonomy places the organism in Eukaryota, Metazoa, Chordata, Actinopteri, Cypriniformes, Cyprinidae.